GGGAUUUCCGGUGUGUGACGUAAUAGUCCCAGUCAACAGUGGAGGCCCCACCCUUUGUGUUACCUACCGCCCGUCAAUCAAAAUAGAAAAAAAUCCUGACACUUAUCAAGCUUUUUUUUACGCGUACACAAUCAAUUUAAUUUGCUGAUCAUGUCGGGUGGCUUGUGACCAUCGGGACGCUCCGUUACAAAGCAAUGACUGGUAUGUUGUGUCUUAUCUUAUCCUUCACCCACGUAAGCUAACAGGCUAACAGGCUUCCUCCGGCUAAUGUAGCUGCUAGCAGGUUAGCUGGAGUAUUUGUUAGUGAUCAUGCUGAUCAACGCGGGCUAAGGGAGCUAUACCAUCUUUAGCCAGAGCUAAACUAGAUAGCUUAGCUUAAAUGGCUAGUCUGCUUGAUGCUCAUCAUCAGCAGCUGGCUCUGUUUAAACUCUACGGAAACUACAUGUUUUCUCAGUGGGGUUCGGUGCAGUCGGGAUAGAGUAAUCAGCUGGUUAGCAGAUGUUUAUCAGCGUGUUUAAAGUAAGCUCUGUUGAUUUUUAAGCUAACACUAGCUUAUUUCUUUCUGCAUCUCUGACAUAGCCCCAGAUCAACCCAUGAAAUCAGACGAUAUGGCUGCAUUGGACGUGGACAGCAGUCAAAGCGACUUUCUGCAGCAGCAGGGGGACAACAGGGGCAAUCAGGUAAGAUCCCUCUCUCCACUACUCCUGUUGGACGUCGAUGCUACGUCUGCAGCACCUGAGUGGUAACUCAAGUCCAAGCAUUUCAGUCUCGAAGGGGGGUAUAGUACCCUGAUUUGAACCUCUCAGGCAACACGUCCUCUCAGACGGCUUAAAAAUCCCGCCUCCUGAAGUGACAGGUUGCAAACUCCUGACAGACCUGAACUCUACAUGGGUGUUACGCAAGUUGCUGCCUGGGGGGGCUCAAACACAGGACUAGAAACUCCUUUUAGCCUCAAACUUCAGACUUCGCUUUUAGGUACGGUGGCCGAGAACCUCCAUUGCUACAAUUAAAAAAUGAAUGCAAAAAAAGAAGUCACAACAGAAGUUACUGAUGCAAAAAAGGAAAGAAACCGAAGCCUGCUGCAAAUACAAAAAAAAACAACAACAAAAAAAAAAACAGCCACUACGGAAGUUGACAACGCAAAAAAGUUGUGAUGACAAAAAUGUUACCUAUGCCAAAAUAAAAGGAUGCAAAGAAAAGCCACAACGGAAGUGAGCUGCCGGGGACCAAUAAAGGUCCUUACACACCAGGGCAUGAAUAUAGAAUGUGAAAUCACAAAAUAUGCGGAGCAGAAUUCUGACGCGCCUGACUAUACACAUACAAGCCUGAUGCGAUUUUGUGACUUUCCGGGGGGAAAAGAUGCGUCACGGGGAAGACUUUUCCGGGGGACGCCUCCUUCACCUCUGAUUGGCUAGAAAAGCUGGAAACGUCAUCACACGCUCAAGCCAAACGGUCAGCACUUACAGCCAAUCAGAGGUGAAGCAGGGCGGGACCUUCCCUUAACAACCAGCAUCCCGGGUGGAAGCGAGAGGACAAAAAUGGAGUCUACUUCAACUUCAAGUGAUGGCGAAUUGGUACUCUGUUUGCUUUCUCAAAAGAAAAAGAAACGUAGCACAUGGGUGCAUCCAAUAUUACAAAAAAAGAAGAGAACUUGGUGAGUUUCACUGCUUGGUUCAGGAGCUGAAACUGUACCACGGUCGCUGGUUGUUUUCAGUUCUGGUUAGACACUAGUGUUGAGAUGGCUUUCUGUCAUGAUAGCAAAUACUGAGUCGGGGCCAGUACCAGAUAAGCACAUGAAACUAUGGUAACAACCGUUACCUUGCGUUAGCACAGUUGAAAGUUAAAACAAAGACAUUUAGCAAACUGUUGAAGUGCACAAAACAUCGUCAUAUGAGAGAUCCAACGCUAUGACCUUCCACAAGUUGUCCUUCAGGGUGUUAUCUUUGUAGUAUUUGUGUCCUUUAUCAAAAAGCACUCUGUUUCCCACAUGUAAACAAUCAGCCGGUCAGCCAUGUUGGGUAUCUUUGAUAUACCGGUGAAUCUGACAUCACAACAACACGCAAUCUGAUUGGUCAGAAGUGGACACACAGUAUGUGUAACUUUAGAAAAAUUGACCAUGAUCAGUAAUUAUAAAUGUCACAAUAUCACAGAACGGGAAAACGUCACUGAUGUGAAUGCUUGUAUUGACAGGAUACAGGUUAAAAAAAUAUAUUGAUGUCUGAAAUAAUCGCACGACAAAAACGGUCCCAGUGUGUAACAACCUUAAUGAUGAUGCACCGGUGUUUUACAAUCUAGCCACAGAAGACGACGGCAAGAAGACGUAAGUGCAAAGGUUAUUGUUUAAUCCCGCUUCGUGUGUUUUUUGUCAUUUGGGCCAUGUAGCGCCUGAGUCGAUAUGAAGUUCAACUGAAGCUAACACAACACUAGCAUCCUCCAGUUCAACUUCAUAUCGACUCCGGUGCAACAUGGCCUAACCAAAUGACGUAUUGAAAAGCACACAAAGCGAAAUUAAACAAUAACCUUUCCACUAACUUCUUUGCUCGUCUUCUCGCCAUCGUCUUUUGUGGCUAGAUUGUAAAACACCGCUGCAUCAUCAUUAUUGGUCCCCAGCAACUCACAUCCAUUGAGGCUUUGUUUUUGCAUCCUUUUAUUUUCCUAGUAAGUAACUUUUUUUUUCCCAUCGCCACUUUUUUUUUUUUUUUUGCGUUGUUAACUUUCAUUGUGGCUUUUUUUUUUAUCUGCACCGUUUCUUUUCUUUGCAGCGUGCCUCAGUUUCUUUUUUAUUUUGCAUCAGUAACUUCCAUUGUGACUUCUUUUUUUUUUUUUUUUUGCAUUCUUUUUUAUUUGCAGCAGUGGCGGUUCUCGGCCACCGUACUUGAGUCACGGCAAUGAGUCACCCUUUUGUUUGGCCCAAACUAACGGCCACCCACUUUCUUCCUUUUAUAAACUUGCUCGGUGGGGUUAGGACACUCAGCCAUCACCCCUCGACCUGCUUGCAACCACCUGCACUAGGGUUGGGUCACCGGCGGCAGAGGUGGAAAGAGGUGCUGCUGCUGAUGUGGUAAGUCAGCACCUCUGCAAGAUCUGUCACAGCUACAGCAGAAGUGAAGUCUCUCAUCACAGAAUUGGUGGUGGGACCUUGCACUUGCUUUUUCUUAAUUACAGCCCGAUAAAACAAGAUGCUGUUUUAUUGCUACGACUGAGAGUUUCCUGUGUUUAAACAGACCCAUAAAGUGCGCCUGAAAUCCUUGUGAUCAUAUUACCAGCUCUUGAAUGGCCAAACUCCAUCCAUUGGACUUUAUUUAUGCCAUUUGCUUUUUCUGUGUGGUUAUUUGGUUAUGCAUUCAUGCUAUGUGAUGAGGUUGUGUGUCCCUGACUGCAUAGGCAUUUCUGAAAGCCAAAUGAAAACUGCAUCAAAAACAGUGGAAUACAUUUUUCCAUGUUAGAUUGAGCAACAUUUGAUUAUGUACAGGCUCUGGAGCGAGAAUAAAAGUUUAGGUAAUCCCCUCUCUGCUGCCGAUUUUUAUGACCAAGCUUUGUUUUUAUCCCUUUGUAAGAAAGAGUUUGCAGUAAAUUGGUUUUUCUUUUGACCCAAGAUUUUUGAACUCUACUGUAAAUUUCCUGUCUGCAUGCAUGGCUUUUUACUGAAUGUAGCUGGUUUCGCUCCAUGUCUCCCUGUGUAUCUGAUGCUGAUGUUUCUACUGCUAUGAACAAAUUUCUCUCUAACAUCACGGGCUUUCAGAAACCUUUGGAAAGUAAUUAUCCAUUAGAAUUUGAAAGCAGCUUUAAUAAGACCCCUGAUUCAUGUUUUACAAAACUGAAGGUAACUCAGUAGCAGUGUCUAACACAUUUUGAAAAUUUCCCUCUCCAGACGUCUGAUCCAUCAACACAACUCGCUGAGACUGAUAAAUGGGAGGUGCUGGCCCCCACAUCAGUGAAGGAUGAGUCUGGAAUGAUACAAAUCCAAAGUCAAGGAAUACUGACGUCAAACGGACAGUACGUUCUUCCCAUUCAGAACCUGCAGAGUCAGCCAAUCUUUGUGACAUCGGGAACAGACACCCCCUCCGCCAAUUCAGUGCCUAACAUUCAGUACCAAGUGAUUCCUCAGAUUCAGACGGCAGAUGGACAUCUGAGCUACUCCACCUCUGGAGUGGAAGGGGCAACUCUGACUCAGGAUGCCACGGGGCAGAUUCAGAUCUUGCCAGAUGGAAGCCAGAGUCUCAGCGUGACAUCCACUGCAAACAUCCUUAAUAACAACCAGAACCUCAUAACACAGACUGGUAAUGUCCAGCAGAUCCAGGGGGUUUCUAUUGGCAGCUCCACUUUCAACAACCAGGGUCAGGUUGUUACUAAUGUGCCUGUGGGUCUGCCUGGGAACAUCACUUUUGUUCCUAUUAACAGUGUGGACUUGGACUCUCUUGGUCUGUCUGGUGCUCAGACUAUAGCGACAGGAGUCACCGCUGACGGCCAGCUGAUUAUGACAAGUCAGCCUGUGGAUGGCUCAGAGGGUCUUGCGAAGACGGAUAAUCAGCUCUCACAGACACUACCAGUUAAUAACUCGAAUGCAAAUCAAGAAAUAUUUGUGCCAACGUCUUCCUCUCAGCUUCACAUUCCAGCGAACAAUUCAGGUCUGCUCACACAAGACACAACAUUGUCAGCUGUGGCUACAGAGCAAGCCGACUCAAGUUCUGGUCUCCAGGAGGGCUACAUCCAACAGAAUCAGGAGCAAAGCGUGCAAGUGUCAGCAGCCCAGCCCAUCAUUCAGCUGCAGCAGGUUCCCAUUCAGACCACCAAUGGUCAGGUGGUGCAGUCAGUGGCAGCAGGAGGGCAGAACCUGCAGAACGUGCAACUAAUCAACCCGGGAACUUUCAUCAUCCAAGCACAGACAGUCACGCCAUCAGGUCAGAUUCAGUGGCAGACCUUUCAGGUGCAGGGGGUGCAGAAUCUGCAGAACCUCCAGCUGCCCACGACACCUCCCCAGCAGAUAACCCUGGCUCCUGUCCAGACCCUGUCGCUGGGUUCCAGUCCAGUCAGCAUCAGCACAGGGCAGAUCCCAAACCUUCAGACGGUGACGGUCAACUCUGUCGCCCACCAGGAAGGAGAUGCAGAAAACAGCGGAGGUACAGAAAUAAAAAUUAAUCAAAGAAAAGAUCUCAUUGUUUAAGAUACAUGCAGGUUUGUGUUCAUGUGGUUGCCUGAUUAGAUCUUCCGUUAAGUCACUUCGGGUUUGGACAGGCUAUGUUUGACUCUUGAUAGGUGGUUCAUACCUUUUAAAGGUGGUCCAAAUCUCAGCCCUUAUCAUUGAUUAGUGUAUGGAUUAUUGGGUUUUGGAUAUCUUAAAAACAGCUUGUUUAGUGUUAAACUCGAGCAGGAGUCUUAUCAGAAUAAUGAUAAACACUGGUAAGGAUGUGAAGAGUCUUUUAGUCAAAAUCAAAUCAAGUCUUUUUUCUUAUUCGUUUAAUAAACAUGUUAAUUUGUGUUUAAAAUUUUACCAUCCCGACAAUUUAUGAAGGGUAGAUCAUAAGAAAAAACACUCUCAGGUUAUUUUGCAGUUAAUAACCACAUUCAUUUCAUUUCACAAGGCAAAUGAAAGUUUGUUUUUGAUGCGUUAAGCAGAAGGUGGCAUCUGUGUAAUUUAAUUAUUUAUGAAUCCAGUGAUUUUAAAUUAUUUGGUUCAGCCAAUCGGUAGAGUUUUCCAAAUAGAGACAUUUGACAUGUCACAGAGCUGUAGCUGUAGACCCUAAAACCUGUGUCUCAGUAUUUCUGAAUUUUUUGUAUAAAGUAAAAAUUAUUCAAGUUGAUCAUUUUCCAAACAUUCAGUUCUACUUUGUAUUUGAAAAAGCAGGAGUUUGUAGUAAUGUUUUAAUCAUGUGAGUGCAUUAAACAGAGUAUGCCAUCUAAACCCUAAAAAUGGGAUUGUAUUGAAUGUUGAGUGUAUUUUAGCAUUAAUUAAAACAUUGUCAUAACAUUUUUUAAGUAGCUGCAGUCCUCCAUCCUUUAUCUGCCAAUCAUAUUUGUCUGCAAGUCAACAGGGUGGAUUUUAGUAAACAGUCAGAAUUGUCAUAUGUACAUUAUCUGUCAAUUAACUCAUUAUUUGAUCACCUAAAAUUUCCUGCAAAUCUGUCAGUUACGUGCUGUAAUCAGGCAGCUCUCUCUCUCCCUGUGUAGGCUUUUGUAAAAAAAAACUUGUCUUGACAUAGGUGUAUAUUUAUUAUUCCAGACAUUCGAAUAAAGGAAGAGCCAGACUCUGGAGACUGGCAGCUGAGCACUGACUCCACCCUCAACACCAGCGAUCUAUCCCACCUCCAUGUCAGGUUGGUGGACGAGGAGGAUCAGCUGGGUCAGGAGGGCAAGAGGCUGCGACGAGUGGCAUGUACCUGCCCCAACUGCAAAGAGUCGGGUGGGAGGUGAGUAAACAUCUGCUUCCUUUCUCUCUGUUUAACUCUGCAGAGAAAAACACACACACACACACACACACACACACACCAGUGCCCUAACUGCCCGUACCUGUGUUUUUCAGAGGAUCCAGCACGGGGAAGAAGAAGCAACACAUCUGCCAUAUUGCAGGCUGUGGGAAAGUAUACGGAAAGACAUCACACCUGCGAGCACACCUGCGCUGGCAUUCUGGGGAGCGACCUUUUGUUUGCAGCUGGAUGUUCUGUGGAAAGAGGUUCACACGCAGCGACGAGCUGCAGAGACACAGGAGAACACACACAGGUGCCCUUUUUCUGCUCCCCCUGUGUUUGCACAUCGGGAAAACAUCAGUAAAAUCAGCAAAAUGUGUUAAUUUGUGCCCUGCGCAGUGUGAGUCAGGUACAAAAUCACAGUGUUUGUACCCCUUUAGAUUUACAUGUGAAAUGUCAGGCUAGGAUCGAACACCAUAGUCAUGAACAGUUUGAUGGUAAUUUUACAGUUCCGGAUGUAAACAGCUCUGCUGUAUUAUUUGUUUGAUCUGUUAACAUCACAUUAUGUAAGUAACACAUUAGAAGAAAAAGAAGUCUGAGCUGCAGCUUCUAGUUUCUCUUCUUUGAGUCUGAAUCCUCUUGGGUCAGCUCACAUUUUCAGUUGUAUACAGUUAUUUCCUGGAUUUGGCAUCCGUCAUCAUAUUAUGAAUCUAAGUUGAAUAAUUACAUGUAUACAGCAGUUUAUGAGCAAAACAAGUUCUGCACCAAUGUGCUUAAAAAAAGAGUCCUUACAGAUGCCAACAGAAAAGCAGACAAUAUACAGUUUAUACAGAGGGAAUAUGAAAAAUAAGACAAUAUUCAAAUAGAAACAUGUUUAAACAGGUCUGACACAGUUAAAGGAAAGUGUGUCUUUCGUAAAGAGUUUGGUAAAAGCCUGAACAGAGUCCUCUUGCCUAAUGACCUCUAGUAGGCCUUUCCAGGCUGAGGAGCUGCUACAGAGACUACAUAAGAAAGCAUGGACGCAGGCUCUGAUAGCCAAUGAGAGUUCCUCUCAAAUAUAGCAGCACUUCACUAUGAUUUCCAGUAUCUGACGACAUUUGCUGCUGGAACAGGAAGAUAAAUGACCACCUGUUUGCACUGUAUCAGAUGUAUUAUUAGCAUCUGACAGUACGGGCUAAAGUAGCAUUCCAUUAUGCUGUCAGCUCCAAGCUCUCAUAUUAACAAGAAGUGUUAAUAGUUAACUUAGCUAGUGGAUACUCAGUAAUUCUAGGUCUCUAUAAGAUGAAACUGUGGUCAGUCAUAUAGUAUUAUCAAAUUGUCAUUAGUUUGUCAUUUUUGUCAGUGACAGGUUGACAUUCAAGAACUAUUUUAGCGUUGGCUCUGGAGUUUGUACAGCUCUGAGCAACAGGAGAGAGAGAGAGAAAUAUUCAAAUCAUGAGAGAAGCUGUCGAAGUUCUGUAGCACUUUCUCAAACUUGGAGAACAGAUUCUCCUGAUAGUUGAUGUAUUUGACCCUCUCUCGAUGUAUUCAGCAUCCAGCUCUUCAUCGUUCAAACAGUUUUUUUUUUUUUCUGUCCGACAGGAGAGAAGAAGUUUGUCUGCCCCGAAUGUUCCAAGCGCUUCAUGCGGAGCGACCACCUAGCGAAGCACAUUAAAACUCAUCAGAACAAAAAAGGCGUGAACUCUGGCAGCGCCGUGGUGGCCUCGAUGGAAUCCGCAGGGUCCUCAGACAGUAUCAUCACCACGGCAGGCGGGACCACCCUCAUCCUCACCAACAUCCAGCAGGGGUCCAGCACCGCCCAGGACAUCCUAGCCAACGCAGAGAUCCCUCUGCAGCUCGUCACCACGGUAGCGGCAAGCGAAGUCAUGGAGUGAUUUACACUCCACUUAUGAACUUCUACAACCUCUCUCAUACUGUGUACUCCUACCUGCAUUUUUAUUCAAGUUUUGAAGAAAACCUAUAAAUAUAUAUAUAAAUAUAUAUAUUUUAACACAGAGAUAGUCAAACCAUGUCCAGUUUUUACUGAGGAAAAAACUAGAGGUGGAGACUGAAAGAAGAUGGAAAAAGACAUUGCAGUAAACACACAAGGAAAUGCCUUAUUUUGUACAAUAUUGUGUUGUUGAAAAUGUAGGAUGCCAUUUUGUUUGGAUUUACUUUUUUUGUCUAUUUUUUUUGUUGUUUUUUUUUCACAAAGAAUUAUGGUAAGUUGAGCAAAUUUCCUCGCCUUUUUUUUCGAUGGUAUAAUCUUAUGGCGUCCUAGGUAAGCAGGUUUAUUCUGUAAUUGUUUCAGUCAAAGAUUUAAUCUCACGAGAAAGCUACUUUUAUCAGCUUCGUAGUUUUAAUGCUUAUGUCCAUGCAGUUUUAUUGGUGUUGUGUUUUGUUUGAAUAUUAUGCAUUAAUUCUUCUCUGUGUCCUCAUGCAGUCGGUCUGCUUGCAGAAAGGCGAGCCUUCUUUCUUGUCAUCGGCUCACACCUACACACUUUGCAGAUGAAAAUCAAAACAAUCAGAAAUUUUGUAUUGCAUUUGAUCUUGAACAUAAACUGUUGAUGAUACUUAUUAUUUGCUUGUUAAAUAUUUUGACUGAAAGCUAUUUAUAUCAGGCUUUACAUAGAAGGAUGCAUUUGUGAUAUUAAAAGUCCAAAAUAUUUCAAAAGGCUCCACUAUAUGUGAUUCAAAUGUGCUUUUGUAGAAACCUUUUUUUGGAGGAUUUUCCAAACAAAACAAAAAUAUUGCAUUGUAAUAUGAAGAAAAAGCCAUUUUUUUGGAGGUUAUUGCCAAAUUUGACUACACUCAGGGUGACUUGUGACUGUGAUAUAAGUAGAGUUAAUCACCCCUGUAGCUUCUUGGGCCAUAGUGGGAUGUUGUGAAGGAAAGUUUCUUCGAUGGACCAAAAGCUGAAGUGAAAUAAGCUGUCACCAUGUUACCUAUGCUCGCUAAAUCCUAUCAUGCCAGUUUUUUUAUCCUUUUGUCCCAUGAAGCUUUUUUUUUUCUUUUCUUUACUUUUUUUUUUGUCACACUGACGACAGCCUCGGUUCUUGUUAUAAAAUCAGCUUUGCAGGAGUCUCCACCAGGUUAUUACUCCAUCACGCAGUUUGAAAAUCCGUGUGUGUCUAGAAGCGGUACUCUUUGAGCAGCACUAUUCCCAUCACUUUCAUCGUGUUUAAUCCUUUUGUACAAAAAAAAGUUUUGUAUUCUUCUCAAGGAACUCUCCUUUCUAUUCAUUGUUAGUAAAUGUAAACUUCUGUCUUUGUGUUGAUAUUUUUUCUUUGUAUGUUGCAUUUCUUUGUUACACGCUUUUACGUUUCUGUUUUUUUUUUUUUUUUUUUUUUUUUUAUCUCUGAACUCCUAAACUGUUGAAUUGUUGAAUUGAAUACACUCUGAACUCUGAAUUAUGGUGGCAUAUUUGAUUUAAUUUGAUUUUUUUUUUUUUAAUCUUUGGAUAUGAUGAAAAUUCUGUGAUUUUAAUUCUUCUUCUUGUUCGGACAGGUCCGCUCCACUAGAUCAGAUUCUAUCCUCUGAGCUGAAAUAGUCAGAUGCUGUUGAACCGUUUAAAGAGCAUCUUUUUCUUCUGUAUAAAUCUGUCAAUAUAACAUCAAUAUAAACCUUUAUGUUACACUUGA
Molecule: messenger RNA, 10024 nt
Organism: Xyrichtys novacula (pearly razorfish)
Lineage: Eukaryota; Metazoa; Chordata; Actinopteri; Labriformes; Labridae
Source: the annotation of a GenBank genome assembly